CACCUAACCCAUUUUUAAUUGUCAAUAAUUGCAUGGAGGUCCGACGACCAUCGUCCCAUCCCCAUCGCACAGUUGUGUAUGGAAAAUUCAUAACACGUUUGUAUAGUCCUAUGUCAAUAUAGUACCUAGAUCCCAUUAUAUUAGCCCACCAGCCUCGUGUCCUAUAAUUUCAAUGUUGAUUACUUCACUUCCUCCGCACACUACCACCAACGCAACAACAGUUAAGGAAAGCAACCAAGUUAGGAAGAUGAGCAAUCUGCUAUGCGGGAAGCUGGAGGCAUGUUUUGCGAUCAGACUCCCGGCGAGUCAGCACCACGACAUCUUCAGCGGCAGGCCUCACCACGUCUCCAGCAUGGCUCCGACGAAAAUCAAGAACUGUGCUCUCCAUGAAGGCGACUUUGGCAAAAAGGGCUCCAUUGUUAUCUGGGACUAUGUUCAUGAUGAGGUUCACAAGGUGGCUAAGGAACUAGUCGAAGACAUCGAUGAUGCGAAUUUUUCGACCACUUUCAAGGUGAUCGAAGGCAAUCUUCUGAAGGAGUACAAGGAGUUCAAGAUUGUUGUCAAGGCAACUCCCAAAUCAGAGAACACUAGUCUCAUCCACUGGACUAUGGAGUAUGAGAAGCUGAACGAGGACGUCCCCGAGCCCUUCUCCGUUUUGAAGUUUUUGGUUCAUCUGAGCAAAGAUAUCGAUGAUCACCACACCAAAAAGUGAUCACAUCAGUUAUCUGGAUCGACGUGAUUCCCCACCAUAAGCAGCAUAUAUAUGUGAUUUGUACCCUUAAUAUUUGUAACGUAAAAGUUCAUGCAGACAGUAGUACUGCUGCAUCGAUCUACCUUUGUUUACUAGCAAGGCGUAGCUACGGUUGUUCUUUCAGUUUCAUCAUUUCUUGGGUUUGUUAUGUUAUGUCAUGUCAUGAUGCUGAUGAUAUACAGUAAUAAAUCAUGAUAAUAAUAAUGAUUAUGAGAAAUUUCCAAUGUUGUGAAUUGUGCUACUAGAUUUGAUACAAUAAAUAAUAAUAGUAAUUUGUACGGACCAAGUCAUCAUUUGAUACCAUAAAGAAUUUAAAUUAUUCAUUUACUGAAAAUAUCAAAAGAACAUACAUUAUAUUUUAUUGACAUCUUGAUAUCCAUGGAAAAUAGUCCUUAUAAAAUAUUAAAAAAACACAACUAAUUCAAGAGAAUCAAUUACUAAAAAAUUUAAUCAAAGGGCACUUCAGUUUACUCUUUGCUGUCAUAAAUUACUACGAAUUUUAUUUUGGACUUCUUUCUGGAUUUUUUUGCCAUCAAAUUCAUCCUCAUCUCCAUGCGACUCCAUCUUCAGCAAUUAAACUUUUAUAUUCGCCGUGAAUAAUCUCUUACUUCUACUCAUAUAUUUCAUUAAAAUGUAUAGAAAUGAGAAAUAUCAUUUUUCACAUUAGUAUAAUUUACCUCAUCCAAAUCAUAAAUAUUAUCCACUAUUCGCUCAUUACCUCGUCAUUACAUACCAUGCUACUAUUUCUUCUUCUACUGCAUUUUACUAAAAGUAAAAGUUUAAUGGUAAAACAUUUUUCUAAUAAUGAAACACCAUUUUGAAGAAGUUAAAUUUAUCUUGUCAAAUUCUUAAAUUUGUAUGAGACCACUCUUCAUCAUCAUUCUUUAUCUUCAAAAUUGUUUACUCACUUAUGAGGUUAGUGAUGUUAUAAUUGUUGAGCUUGAUAUGAAAAUUAGUUCAUCCCCGAGUUUGUAGGAAACGAGGAGGUGAAAGUCCCUCUCAUUCUAUCACUAUUUCUUCAAUUGUGUGUGUUGUGAUGAGUAGUUUGACUCUUCCGAACUGUCAUCUUUUCCGAACUUUAGUUUCACUUCAUUUUUUUAUUAAUGCAUUUCGUCACCAUUAUAAGAAAAAACCUAGCUCCCUCGCGUAAAAAAAUAAAUUCAGAUUCUACUAUUUUGUCGAAAACUUGGAGCUGAAUCCUAAAUCUGCAAAAUGGAACCAAUUGAGAUACACUAUUUGGUCGUAGACUUUAUAUUUUUCCGGGUACGAAUUUUUUUUGUUUUGUUUCGAAUGAAUGAAUGAAUUUCAAGUUAAAAU
Messenger RNA from Linum trigynum, 2068 nucleotides. The record is from the annotation of a GenBank genome assembly. Lineage: Eukaryota; Viridiplantae; Streptophyta; Magnoliopsida; Malpighiales; Linaceae.